Molecule: messenger RNA, 2481 nt
Organism: Urocitellus parryii (Arctic ground squirrel)
Lineage: Eukaryota; Metazoa; Chordata; Mammalia; Rodentia; Sciuridae
Gene: Nectin4
Product: nectin cell adhesion molecule 4
Biological process (GO): heterophilic cell-cell adhesion; homophilic cell-cell adhesion; symbiont entry into host cell
Cellular component (GO): adherens junction
Source: RefSeq, a predicted model, not a curated record
GUUGUUGGCCACGGCGUGGGAAGCAGCUCUGGGGGAGCUCUGAGCUCCCGAUUACGGCUUCUCAGGGGUAGCCACGGCUAGGUGGGUAGAAGCGGGCUGGGUCUCCUAGUGGAGACCCAAGUCGGAUAGGCAGGUGUGUCAGUGCCUGGGGACUUUGUAGCUUCCUGUCGACUGGGUCGUGUGCCUUAUCCAGCUCUAGACCCGGCUCCCAGGGAGAACUCGGUGGAACUUCAAAAUCGCUGGGCAGGUCUGCCUUUCAACCAAUGCCCCUGUCCCUGGGAGCCGAGAUGUUGGGGCCUGAAGGUUGGCUGUUGCUGCUGUUCCUGGCAUCAUUUACAGGCCAGUGCCCCGCGGGUGUGCUGGAGACCACGGAUUUGAUAACCGUUGUGCUGGGCCAGGACGCAAAGCUGCCCUGUUUCUACCGAGGGGAUCCGGAGGAGAAAGUGGAGCAGGUAGCAUGGGCUCGGGUGGACGUGAACGAGGGUGCCCAGGAGCUGGCGCUACUGAACUCCAAAUAUGGGCUACACACGAGCUCAGCCUACGAGGGUCGCGUGGAACAACCACCCCCGCCACGGGACCCCCUGGACGGCUCAGUGCUCCUGCGCAACGCAGUGCAAGCAGAUGAGGGCGAGUACGAGUGUCGGGUCAGCACCUUCCCUUCUGGCAGCUUCCAGGCGCGGCUGCGGCUCCGAGUGCUGGUGCCUCCCCUGCCCUCACUGAUUCCUGGUCCACCGCUAGAAGAGGGCCAGGGCCUGACGUUGGCAGCCUCCUGCACAGCUGAGGGCAGCCCAGCCCCACAAGUGUCCUGGGACACAGAGGUCAAAGGCACACCAUCCAGCCGCUCCUUCACGCACUCUCGCUCUGCUGCUGUCACUUCAGAGUUCCAUCUGGUGCCUAGCCGUAGCAUGAAUGGGCAGCCACUUACCUGCGUGGUGUCUCACCCUGGCUUGCUCCAGGACCAAAGGAUCACCCACACCCUCCAAGUGGCUUUCCUUGCUGAGGCCUCUGUCAGGGGCCUUGAGGACCAAAAGCUGUGGCAUGUUGGCAGAGAAGGAGCUAUGCUCAAGUGCCUGAGUGAAGGACAGCCCCCUCCCUCAUACAACUGGACACGGCUGGAUGGGCCUCUGCCCAGUGGGGUACGAGCAGAAGGGGACACUCUUGGCUUUCCCCCGCUGACCACUGAGCAUAGUGGCGUCUAUGUCUGCCAUGUUAGCAAUGAGCUUUCCUCGAGGGAUUCUCAGGUCACUGUGGAUAUUCUUGACCCUCAGGACCCAGGGCAACAGGUGGAUCUAGUGUCAGCAUCCGUGGUGGUGGUGGGUGUAAUCGCUGCCCUCUUGUUCUGCCUUCUGGUGGUGGUGGUGAUACUCAUGUCCCGAUACCAUCGGCGCAAGGCCCAGCAGAUGACCCAGAAAUAUGAGGAGGAACUGACCCUGACCAGGGAGAACUCCAUCCGGAGGCUGCACUCUCAUCACUCAGACCCCAGGAGCCAGCCGGAGGAGAGUGUAGGGCUGAGAGCCGAGGGCCACCCCGAUAGUCUCAAGGACAACAGUAGCUGCUCUGUGAUGAGUGAAGAGCCAGAGGGCCGCAGUUACUCCACACUGACCACAGUGCGGGAGAUUGAAACACAGACCGAAUUGCUAUCUCCAGGCUCUGGAMGGGCAGAGGAAGAGGAAGAUCGAGAUGAAGGCAUCAAACAGGCCAUGAACCAUUUUGUUCAGGAGAAUGGGACCCUUCGGGCCAAACCCACAGGCAAUGGCAUCUACAUCAAUGGUCGGGGACACCUGGUCUGACCCAGGUCUGCCUCUCUCCCCUAGGCCUGGCUCCUUCUGCUGACAUGGGGGAUUUUAACUCAUCUCAGGGGGGCCUCCUUAAAUGCCCCUAUCUCUUGAGGAAGAUGCUCCCCACCCCACUGACUGCUCCAUGUUUUCCUCCAAUCCUUCUGUUUAUUGGGAGGGCUCCAUUUGAGUCUCUCCCACCGUGUGUGCAGGUCACUGUGUGUGUGUGCUUUUGUGUUUGUGUGAGCAUUCACUGUGUGUGAAGGGAUGAUUGUCUAUGGUUAUAUAUUGUACUGUCUUGUUAAAGUCCAAGUGGACAGUGAUGUGUGUGCCACAGGAUUUGGGUGGCUGUGUGGGGAGUGAUGUCAAGGUUUGGUUUAUGUGUGAUGUGACUGUGUGACCUCUGCCUGCAAAUGCAGGUAUUUUCCUCAGACCCCAGAGCAGUAUUAAUGAUGCAGAGGUUGGAGGUGAGAGGUGGAGACUGUGGGUCAGAUCCAGGUGUGCGGGCAUAGCUGGAGCUGGAAUCUAGCCUCUGAAGUGGGGGAGCUGGGUUCCCACCACUCUGGAGCCACCGGGCAAGUGUGAAGCUGCUGCCCAGGGGUCUGCCAGAGGUUUGAACUGUACACGGAAGAAGCCCUCUGCCCUCUGGUGGCCUGUGGGCCUGCUGCAUGUACAUACUUUCUGUAAAUAAACUCACAGGGAGCUU